This is a messenger RNA of Cladocopium goreaui, 5643 nucleotides long. NCBI's taxonomy places the organism in Eukaryota, Dinophyceae, Suessiales, Symbiodiniaceae. The record is from the annotation of a GenBank genome assembly.
AUGGAAUUACCUGGAAUUCCAGAUGCCAAAGAGCCAGAUGGCCCUGAAGAUGGCAUCGUGGUGCUUGAGAACAACUUGGGAGCAGCCAUUGAGGUUACGCUGGACCAAGAGGUAAAGGUGCUGUACCCACGGAAAAGUUGGAUCUUCGGCAUCACCCGAGCAUCUGACAAGCUGAUGAAAGUUCACUGCAGGGAUGACCCCAGCAUCUUCGGGACUCGGCGCGUUGAAGACGGCUUGACCCUUGGUGCAUCGGAGAGUUUCGGGUCUUUCGGCGUUGAGGUCGCGGAUUUCUUGCAAAAGGAGCAGGAGGAGGUGGAACGAGAGAAGUCCCUGCUGCAGGAACGGAAAAAGAGAAUGGAAGAGGAACUUGUGAAAGAACGCCGGACGGACGCGUUUCCCUUGUGUUUUUUUUUCAUAGCAGUGUUAUUGGGCCUCCUGGUGCUAAUGGCAUGUUUGGACCCCGCAGGUCACGAGGACUCCGCAAUAAUCCUGUGCUUGUUGCUGGUGGCGGGGCUGGCUGGCCUGUGCGGUUACAGCUUGACUGCUCUGAUUGCUGGUCUCAGUUUUUCAGGUCCACGACGGAAAGUGUUGGUAUAUUAUGGCAGCUUCGGCUGUUUCUUCCUGGGAAGCUUUACUGUGACCAUAGCCAUCGUGAGGUCUGUGAUGGCUGGAUUCUGGUGGACCGUGCUGGUAGCCGGACUGCCGUGCUGUUGCAUGUCUACUUUCAUGUGUGUGUUUUUGUUGUGUUGCUCCUCCGAAGAGAUGAUCAAAGCUGCUGAGAGGUCUGACAAGGAGGCAGUUGCCGAUCGGACCAUCGUGUUUCACGGCAAAGUUCUUCCAGCCUCCCUUACAUGCGUUUGCUCAUGGCCAGGCAAAUACGAGUCUGCUUGGGACGCCCUGGUCACAGGCAGCCGCAGUGGCAACGUCAGCGCGGCGGUGGUCUUCCUGCCCGAGGGUUCAAAGGAUUUCGGCAGCCACGACACAAUUCCCGAAGAGGAAAACUUACAGGGCAGCUGCUGGUGCGUUCCCCUUUAUGGGGAGAAAAAGCCGUGGGGUUGCCGUUGGUGGACAAAGUGGAUAGCAAACAUCGAAAGAGCGCAUGAGGAAGGCGCGGAAAUGGAGGUUUACUUCUUCAAAGGCAUGAAGAGUAGAGGUAAAGUUGAGGAUUUCUCAACGGCUGGUAAAGAGCACUUGAGACGAGAAGCCAUUCAAGCCAAGAAACGGCGCUUCCUCCAGUUGCAAGCAUUCUCCAACGCAUGCGACGAAGGGAUUGAAGACCUUUCGAAAGACCCACGUGGAGACUCUUCCUCGCAGUACUCGCGCGAGGUGCAACGGCUCUUUUUGGCGUGGCUUCCAGAGAAGAACGAGACUGCGUUGGUCCCUUACCGGUUUCUGCCAAAGUUUCACAGCAAAAUGAAUCAAUCCGAUGACUUGGUGGCACAGACUGGCAAUUCGACCAACAAACUCAGUUCAGCUGACGCUGUGAAGAUGGUCCGUGGAGAGAUGGGUCUGAAGAAUGUGGAGAUCAUGAUUCCCUUCGUCCGCACCCUGGAGAUGGCCAAGGACGUCAAUGAAGUGCUGGAGAAGAACGGUCUGAAGCGAGGUGAAGAUGGGCUCAAGGUGAACAUGAUGGCAGAACUACCCAGCAACGUGUUUUUGGCGGAGGAGUUCCUGGAGUACUUUGAUGGCUUCUCCAUUGGGAGCAACGACCUCACGCAGCUCACCUUGGGCUUGGACCGUGACUCAGGGCUGGUGGCCCAGUACUUCGAUGAGCGAAACCCUGCAGUGAUGAAGGGCUUGGAGACGUUGAUCAAGGCGGCAAAGGCCAAGGGCAAGUACGUGGGCAUCUGCGGCCAGGGUCCCUCGGAUCACCCGGACCUGGCGAAGUGGCUCAUGGAGCAGGGCAUCGACUCCGUGUCGUUGAACCCUGACUCGGCAGCUCGGUCGAACCUGCUGGGGCUUCGGGAACCAGCUCGUGCCCCCAACGAGGUGCCAGGCAGCCCAGGCAGUCUCAGCUUGCUGAUCUCAGAAAUCUCAUGUGUUUCGUUGCCAGACCAUUAUUUUGGCUCGAAGUUCGGAAAUCCAUCGGCCGCGAAAGUUGGGAAAUCUGCACGUUGGAUCGUGGUGCAGAGGCUUUCCUCAGAGUCCUGGUUGGCCAAGCUAGAGUGUGCGAAGUAUGUUUUUGACCACCUGCUGAAGGAAAUUGUGUUGCCAGUGUUUAAGUCCCAGGGCGGGAGAGGUCUCGGACAGCAGAGCUUCACAGGCACCCAGGGCACCCAGGGCACCCAGGGCACCCAGGGCACCCAGGGCACCCAGGGCACCCAGCUCGGCGCGGAUCGUGACGGCCAGCGCACCACAACAUGUGACGGAGUACAAGAGCCUGGUGGCGAGAGAAAUGAACCCGAAGACGAGAAGCCCAUGAUCGGUUUCCGCUGUGGACGGAUGCCUUCUUCGCCACAGAAUUGGAGGUGGGGCAGGUUCCUCCACAACGCCAUGGAAUUACCUGGAAUUCCAGAUGCCAAAGAGCCAGAUGGCCCUGAAGAUGGCAUCGUGGUGCUUGAGAACAACUUGGGAGCAGCCAUUGAGGUGACGUUGGACCAAGAGGUAAAGGUGCUCUACCCACGGAAACGUUGGAUCUUCGGCAUCACCCGAGCAUCUGACAAGCUGAUGAAGGUUCGCUACAGGGAUGACCCCAGCAUUUUUGGGACUCGGCGCGUCGAAGACGGCUUGACCCUUGGUGCAACGGAGAGUUUCGGGUCUUUCGGCGUUCAGGUCGCAGAUUUCUUGCAAAAGGAGCAGCAGGAGGUGGAGCGAGAGAAGUCCUUGCUGCAGGAACGGAAAAGGAAGAUGGAAGAGGAACUUGAAAAAGAACGCCUGAGGCGUCUGUCUAUUCAAAUCCCCUCUUAUUUCUCCUGGACAGCGCUGUCCUUGGGCUUCCUGGUGCUAUGGACGUGUUUGGACCCCGAAGACGCGGACUCCGCAGCGGAGCUGUGCUUGGCACUGGUGCUGUCGCUGGCUGCCCUGUGCAUUUGCAGCUUGAUUACUCGGACUGCUGGUUCCAGAUGUCAAGGUCCACGACGGAAAGUGCUGGCAGCUUGUGCAGGCUACGGCUGUUUCUUCCUGGGCUCCAUUACUGUGACCAUAGCCAUCGUUAGGUAUGUGAUGGCUGGAUUCUGGUGGACCGUGCUGGCAGCUGGGCUGCCGUGCUGUUGCAUGAUGUCUACUUUCAUGUGUUUUUCAUGUGGUGACUCCUUCGAGAAAAUUAUCACACGAGAAGAGAGGAGGGAGAAGCAGGCAGUAGCCGCUCAGCGCGGCGGUGGUCUUCCUGCCCGAGGGUUCAAAGGAUUUCGGCAGCCACGACACAAUUCCCGAAGAGGAAAAGCUAGAGGGGAGCUGCUGGUGUGUUCCCCUUUAUGGGGAGAAGAAGCCGUGGGGUUGCCGUUGGUGGACAAAGUGGAUUGCAAACAUCGAAAGUCGAAAGAGCGCAUGAGGAAGGAGCACUUGAGACGAGAAGCCAUUCAAGCCAAGAAACGGGACUUCUUCCAGUCGCAAGCAUUUUCCAACGCAUGCGACGAAGGGAUUGAAGGCCUUUCGAAAGACCCACGUGGAGACUCUUCCUCACAGUACUCGCGCGAGGUGCAACGGCUCUUUUUGGCGUGGCUUCCAGAGGAAGAACGCCACUUCAUGGAGGCAUCUGAAGGUCUGGGGAAUUCACAGAAGGCCGAAGUAGCAUGGCUUGAACGGAAGGGCUAUGCGUACACUGAAGUCGAAGUGGACAUCUCCCAAUGGUCCGUGGAGGGUCUGAAGAAUGUGGAAAUGAUUCCCUUCGUCCGCACCCUGGAGAUGGCCAAGGACGUCAAUGAAGUGCUGGCGUCUCGGCGAACGAGCUGGUUUCAAGGCUUGAAGGAGAAGAACGGUCUGAAGCAAGGUGAAGAUGGGCUCAAGGUGAACAUGAUGGCAGAGCUGCCCAGCAACGUUUUUUUGGCGGAGGAGUUCCUGGAGUACUUCGCGGUCAACAGCAAGAUGUUGUGCCAUGUUGCGCCGCUCAGCCGCACUCGCGUUGCCGGAGUGCUUCGCAAUGGAAUUGAAGGCGUGGCAGAUGCCGAAGAGCCAGAUGGCCCUCACAAUGAAAUGGUGGAGCUUGAGAACGACCUGGGAGGAGCCAUUGAGGUGAAGUUGGCUGGCGAUGGCAUUGUUGUGCUUGAGAACAACUUGGGAGCAGCCAUUGAGGUGACGUUGGACCAAGAGAUGAAGGUUCUCUACCCGCAGAAAAGUUGCGGCUUCGACAUCACCCGAGCAUCUGACAAGCUGAUGAAAGUUCACUGCAGGGAUGACCCCAGCAUCUUUGGGACUCGGCGCGUCGAAGACAGCUCGACGCUUCCUGCAUCGGAGAGUUUCGGGUCUUUCGGCGUUCAGGUCGCUAGUUUCUUGCAAAAGGAGCAGGAGGAGGUUGAUCGAGAGAAGUCCCUGCUGCGGAACCGGAAAAAGAGAAUGACAUGGGAACUGGAAAAAGAAACCCGGGCGCGUCUGUCUAUUCUGUCUUUUGUUAUCCCCUUGUUGUUCUCCUGCGCAGCAUUGUUCUUAGGCCUGCUGGUGCUAUGGACGUGUUUGGACCCCGAAGACUACGAGGACUCCCCAGUGCUGCUGUGCUUGGGAGUGGUGCUGUCGCUGGCUGGCCUGUGCAUCAGCAGCUUCAGUGCUCAGACUUUUGGUCUCAGCUGUUCAGGUCCACGACAGAAAAAGUUGGCGCGUUAUGGAAGCUUCGCCUGUUUGGUCCUGGGCGGCCUUACGGUGAUCAUAGCCAUCGUGAGGUAUUUGAUGGCUGGAUUCUGGUGGACCGUGCUGGCAGCUGGACUGCCGUGCUGUUGCAUGUCUACUUUGGUGUGUGUGUUGUCGUUGUUCGCCUCCUCCGAGAAGGCUAUCAUGACCUUUGAGAGGAUGGACGAGCAGGCAGUUGCCCAGCGCACCAUUGUGUUUCUAGGCGAAGUUCUUCCAGGCACCGGCAAAUGUGUGUGCUCAUGGCCAGGCAAAUAUCAGUCUGCUUGGGACGCCCUGGUCACAGGUAGCCGCAGUGGCGACAUCAGUGCAGCAGUGGUCUUCCUGCCCGAGGGUUCAAAGGAUUUCGGCAGCCACGACACAAUUCCCGAAAAGGAAAAGCUAGAGGGGAGGUGCUGGUGCAUUCCCCUUUAUGGGGAGCGAAAGCCGUGGGGUUGCCGUUGGUGGACAAAGUGGAUAGCAAACAUCGAAAGAGCGCAUGAGGAAGGCGCGGAAAUGCAGGUGUAUUUCUUCAAGGGCAUGAAGGGUAGAGGGAAAGUUGUGGAUUUCUCAACGGCUGGUAAGGAGCACUUGAGACGAGAAGCCAUUCAAGCCAAGAAACGGGACUUCUUCCAGUCGCAAGCAUUUUCCAACGCAUGCGACGAAGGGAUUGAAGGCCUUUCGAAAGACCCACGUGGAGACUCUUCCUCACAGUACUCGCGCGAGGUGCAACGGCUCUUUUUGGCGUGGCUUCCAGAGGAAGAACGCGACUUCAUGGAGGUAUCUGAAGGUCUUGGGAAUUCACAGAAGGCCGAAGUAGCAUGGCUUGAACGGAAGGGCUAUGCCUACACAGAAGUCGAAGUGGACAUCUUCCGGUGGCUUCAGUAG